Pneumocystis jirovecii RU7 is the source of this 1908-nucleotide messenger RNA. RefSeq lists its product as uncharacterized. Gene Ontology annotation, biological process: transmembrane transport; fungal-type cell wall biogenesis. The transcript has 5 exons. The coding region runs from base 1 to 1908 and encodes 635 amino acids. Lineage: Eukaryota; Fungi; Ascomycota; Pneumocystomycetes; Pneumocystales; Pneumocystaceae. The record is from RefSeq and is a predicted model, not a curated record.
AUGCGCUUGACUCUUUGUUUCACUUUUUUUGUAUGUGUUCCAUCUGUUUUUAGUUUUCGAAAAUAUAUUACAUUAGGAGAUGAUGUUUUUUACUCAAAAAAUUUUGAAUCAUGCACAUAUCAUCCAUUAAUUGAAAUCACUUCAUUUAAAGCCAAAUAUUAUCGGAAAGUACCAUCCAUAGAGUUCAAUAUGUCCGCAAAAAGCUUUGUAGGAGAUAAUGUUACAAUAUCUUUCUCAUUUACAGUUUAUGGAAAAACUUACAUAAAUAAAACAUAUGAUACAUGUGAUCUUGGGAUUUCUGAGCUAUGCUAUCUAGAAGCAAAGUCCUUUUCAGCUAAGGGAUCAUUACCAUUUUCUUUUAAACAAAUAAAUAUUCCAGAAAUUAUGUUUGAAAUUCCUGAUUUUGAAGGAAAAGCUUAUUUUCGCUUUUAUUCUACAAUAACAGGAAAUGAAAUUUCUUGUUUAAAAACAACAAUUACAAGUAAACAAUCGUUUCACCAUAAAAUUAUAACAUGGAUAUGUCUUGGCUUUUUUGCGCUAUCAGCUUUGACAUCAUAUAUAGCAUUUUCUUCACAAUCAUGUUUUUCAUACGCUUUGCUGACAGCUUCUCAUUCUAUUCCUGGAUUAUUAACAUUUUGGAAUUACUUUCAAUUUCUUACAGCAAUGACAAUGGAAAAUGUAGUAUACCCGACUCCCCUAAUUGCAUGGGGUUCUAAUUUUGCAUUUUCUCUUGGUCUUAUUCGCUUUUUCCAGCAACUUGUAUAUAUGUUUAAUAAGUUUACAAAAAAUUAUAUAAAUAUAGGCUUAAACAGAUUCAAAAGGGAAAAAAUAGAUGAUAAUAGCUUUAUAUCACCAGAUUUUUACAAAGGUAUUCAAGGUCAACUAAAUUAUUUGAAAAUUACCAAUACUAAUGCUUUUAUAACAUCAAUUACAUGCUUUGCGACAGCUAUUUUAGCAUUUUUCAUUAUUUCUAUAACGUUUUCUCUUAUUGCAAGAAUAAUUAGACGAAAUGAAAGAUUUGUUAGAAAAAACUGGAUAAAUUUCAGUCUUUGGUCUAUUUUAAGAGUGCUGAUUAUUAAUAUUUUUGGAUUGUCGUUUAUUUCUAUUUAUCAACUAGUGCUUCAUGAUGCUUAUCAACCUAAAGUGCUUGCAGCAUUUUCUUUGCUUAUAUUUGUAAUACCGGUAUUAAUAUUAAGUUUAUUAUAUUUUAUUCGAUGCUAUUUUCGAAAAUUAGAUCAAGAAAUGACUGCUAAAUACUGGGGCUGGCUUAUUGUUGAAUAUAAUUCUAAAAGACAACAUUUUUAUCUUAUUUUUUUUGUAUACUCUCUAUGUAAAGCACACAUUUUAGGAAUCUUCAGUUUCCCAUCUAAAGCACAAACAAUUUCACUUUGUACAAUUGAACUGUGUUAUUCAUUAAGUAUAGUAAUUUUACGACCAUUUGAGUCUAUUAGAGCACAUAUCCUUGAGCUAUCUCUUGGAGCAAUUAAAACACUAUGUUUAGGAUCCAUUAUUAUGUUCUCUUUUAAUAUAUCGGGAUUGUCACGAGUAUUAUUAGGUACCAUGAUUGUAAUGUUAUCUGCUAUAGGUCUGUUAUUUUUGUUUGCUUUCAUUUUAUGGAACUUUUUUGUCAUUUCACUUCUAGCUCACCAUAAUGAUCAUAUUUAUUAUGAUUGUUCUAGACGAACAAGUAGCUUAUCCGAUAAAAUUUAUGAUUAUAAACGUAGAAUUUUCAAAACAAAAAAUUUUGGAAAAAUUUCUGGUUAUGACCAAUAUCUUUAUCCACAAAAACAACCUAGUGGUUAUCUUUCUGAAGGCCAUGGGUCUACUAUUCAUAACACGAAACAACACUAUAUUGCUAAUUGUCCCAGCACUACAACUUGUCCCUCAGAAAGAAAGAACGAAAAAUAA